AUGGUUACACAUAAUCUAACAAGAGUCUCAGAAUUCCAUCUCCUGGGCUUCUCAGAGAAUCCAGACAUGGAGCCCAUCCUCUUUGGACUGUUCUUGUCCAUGUACCUGGUCACAGUGCUCGGGAACCUGCUCAUCAUCCUGGCUGUCAUCUCUGACUCCCACCUCCACACCCCCAUGUACUUCUUCCUCUCCAACCUGUCCUUUGUUGACAUCUGUUUAACUUCCUCUACUGUCCCAAAUUUGAUUGUGGACAUCCUAACUCACAGCAGGGUUAUCUCCUAUGUGGGCUGCCUGACACAAAUGUCUUUCUUCAUCCUAUUUGCAAGUAUGGACAACAUGUUUCUAACAGUGAUGGCCUAUGACCGGUUUGUGGCCAUAUGCCAUCCCCUGCAUUAUGCAACCAUUAUGAACCCUCACAUCUGUGUCUUGUUGUUUUUGCUCUCUGUCUUUGUUGGCCUUCUGAAUUCACAGUUGCACAACUUAAUUGCUUUACAACUUACCUGUUUCAAAGAUGUGAAAAUUGCUAGUUUCUUUUGUGAUGCUUCUCAACUCCUUAACCUUUCAUGUUAUGAUAUUUUAAUCAUAACAAUAGUCCUAUACAUUUUUGGUACCAUAUUUGCCUUUAUCCCCAUGUCAGGGAUUGUUUUCUCUUAUUAUAAAAUUAUUUCCUCGCUUCUGAAAAUCGCAUCACCUGGGGGGAGGUACAAAGCCUUUUCUACCUGUGGUUCUCACCUGUCAGUUGUUUGCUUAUUUUAUGGUACAGGCUUUGGGACAUACCUUGGUUCAGCCAUGUCAUAUUCUCCCAGCAAGGGUGAGGUGGCCUCAUUGAUGUACUCUGUGGUCACCCCUAUGCUGAAUCCCUUUAUCUACAGCCUGAGGAACAGGGACAUUCUUAGCACUCUGAAGAGGCUCCACAGUUGGAGAGUCUAA
Molecule: messenger RNA, 930 nt
Organism: Heterocephalus glaber (naked mole-rat)
Lineage: Eukaryota; Metazoa; Chordata; Mammalia; Rodentia; Bathyergidae
Product: olfactory receptor 7E24-like
Biological process (GO): G protein-coupled receptor signaling pathway
Cellular component (GO): membrane
Molecular function (GO): olfactory receptor activity; G protein-coupled receptor activity
Source: RefSeq, a predicted model, not a curated record